UCUCCUGACUCCCCCUCCCCCGUGUCCCUCCCCCCUCUUCCUCUCCUCCUUCUAUCCCCUCUCCCUCCCCUCCUCCCCGGCUCUCCCUCUCAGUCUCCAGCUUCUCUCUCUCUCUCUCUCUCUCUCUCUCUCUCUCUCUCUGUCUCUCUCUUUCCCUCUCUGUCGGGCGGAGGCGCCCACCACCGCCAGCCCAGUGCUAGGGGGACCUAGUCCAGGCUGUAGCUGCAGGACCCGACACCCUCCAUGGCUCCCCUGGCCUUAGUGGGGUUUGCACUCCUCCUGGGGACAGCCCUGUGCUCGGGGGCGGCCACCCCCACCCCCUCCCUGCCACCUCCCCCGGCCAAUGACAGCGAUGCCAGCACAGGGGGCUGCCAGGGCUCCAACCGUUGCCAGCCGGGGGUCCUGCUGCCCGUUUGGGAGCCUGAUGACCCGUCGCUGGGUGACAAAGCGGCGCGGGCCGUGGUCUACUUCGUGGCCAUGGUGUACAUGUUCCUGGGCGUGUCCAUCAUCGCCGACCGCUUCAUGGCGUCCAUCGAGGUCAUCACGUCCAAGGAGAAGGAGAUCACCAUCACCAAGGCCAACGGCGAGACCAGCGUGGGCACCGUCCGCAUCUGGAACGAGACCGUGUCCAACCUCACGCUCAUGGCCCUAGGCUCCUCAGCCCCCGAGAUCCUGCUGUCUGUCAUCGAGGUCUGUGGCCACAAUUUCCAGGCGGGCGAGCUGGGCCCAGGCACCAUCGUGGGCAGCGCCGCCUUCAACAUGUUUGUGGUCAUUGCCGUGUGCAUCUACGUCAUCCCAGCCGGCGAGAGCCGCAAGAUCAAGCACUUGAGAGUCUUCUUCGUCACUGCCUCUUGGAGUAUCUUCGCCUACGUCUGGCUUUAUCUCAUCCUUGCCGUCUUUUCCCCCGGCGUGGUCCAGGUGUGGGAGGCGCUGCUGACCCUCGUCUUCUUCCCGGUGUGCGUGGUGUUCGCCUGGAUGGCCGACAAGCGGCUGCUCUUCUACAAGUACGUGUACAAGCGCUACCGCACCGACCCGCGCAGCGGCAUCAUCAUCGGCGCCGAGGGCGACCCCCCCAAGAGCAUCGAGCUGGACGGCACGUUCGUGGGCGCCGAGGUGCCGGGCGAGCCGGGCGGCCUGGGCCCCGGCCCCGCCGAGGCCCGCGAGCUGGACGCCAGCCGCCGCGAGGUCAUCCAGAUCCUCAAGGACCUGAAGCAGAAGCACCCGGACAAGGACCUGGAGCAGCUGGUGGGCAUCGCCAACUACUACGCGCUGCUGCACCAGCAGAAGAGCCGCGCCUUCUACCGCAUCCAGGCCACGCGGCUGAUGACGGGCGCCGGCAACGUGCUGCGGCGACACGCGGCGGACGCCUCGCGCCGCGCCUCCCCGGCCGACGGCCCCGGCGAGGACGAGGACGACGGCGCCAGCCGCAUCUUCUUCGAGCCCAGCCUCUACCACUGCCUGGAGAACUGUGGCUCCGUGCUGCUGUCCGUCACCUGCCAGGGCGGGGAGGGCAACAGCACCUUCUACGUGGACUACCGCACCGAGGACGGCUCCGCCAAGGCCGGCUCCGACUACGAGUACAGCGAGGGCACGCUGGUGUUCAAGCCGGGCGAGACACAGAAGGAGCUGCGCAUCGGCAUCAUCGACGACGACAUCUUCGAGGAGGACGAACACUUCUUCGUGCGGCUGCUGAACCUGCGCGUGGGCGACGCGCAGGGCAUGUUCGAGCCCGACGGCGGCGGGCGGCCGAAGGGACGGCUGGUGGCGCCACUGCUGGCCACCGUCACCAUCCUGGACGACGACCACGCGGGCAUCUUCUCCUUCCAGGACCGCCUGCUGCACGUGAGCGAGUGCAUGGGCACCGUGGACGUGCGCGUCGUGCGCAGCUCGGGCGCGCGGGGCACCGUGCGCCUUCCGUACCGCACCGUGGACGGCACGGCGCGCGGCGGCGGCGUGCACUACGAGGACGCGUGCGGCGAGCUCGAGUUCGGCGACGACGAGACCAUGAAAACUCUUCAGGUGAAGAUAGUUGAUGACGAGGAAUAUGAGAAAAAGGAUAAUUUCUUCAUCGAGCUGGGCCAGCCACAGUGGCUUAAGCGAGGGAUUUCAGCUCUGCUGCUCAAUCAAGGGGAUGGGGACAGGAAGCUGACAGCCGAGGAGGAGGAGGCUCGGAGGAUAGCAGAGAUGGGCAAACCAGUUCUUGGGGAAAACCGCCGACUGGAGGUCAUCAUCGAGGAGUCAUAUGAUUUUAAGAACACGGUGGAUAAGCUCAUCAAGAAAACCAACUUGGCCUUGGUGAUUGGGACCCAUUCAUGGAGGGAACAGUUUUUAGAGGCAGUUACAGUGAGCGCAGGGGACGAGGAGGAGGAGGAGGACGGGUCCCGGGAGGAACGGCUGCCUUCCUGCUUUGACUACGUCAUGCACUUCCUGACGGUGUUCUGGAAGGUGCUCUUUGCCUGCGUGCCCCCCACGGAGUACUGCCACGGCUGGGCCUGCUUCGGCGUCUGCAUCCUGGUCAUCGGCCUGCUCACCGCCCUCAUCGGGGACCUUGCCUCGCACUUUGGCUGCACCGUCGGCCUCAAGGACUCUGUGAACGCCGUAGUCUUCGUGGCCCUGGGCACUUCCAUCCCUGACACGUUCGCCAGCAAGGUGGCGGCGCUGCAGGACCAGUGCGCGGACGCGUCCAUCGGCAACGUGACGGGCUCCAACGCGGUGAACGUGUUCCUGGGCCUGGGCGUGGCCUGGUCGGUGGCCGCCGUGUACUGGGCGGUGCAGGGCCGCCCGUUCGAGGUGCGCACCGGCACGCUGGCCUUCUCCGUCACUCUCUUCACCGUCUUCGCCUUCGUGGGCAUCGCCGUGCUGCUGUACCGGCGCCGGCCGCACAUCGGCGGCGAGCUGGGCGGCCCGCGGGGCCCCAAGCUCGCCACCACGGCGCUCUUCCUGGGCCUCUGGUUCCUGUACAUCCUCUUCGCCAGCCUCGAGGCUUACUGCCACAUCCGGGGCUUCUAGGCCCCCCUCCUC
This is a messenger RNA of Acinonyx jubatus (cheetah), 3021 nucleotides long. RefSeq names its product solute carrier family 8 member A2 (gene SLC8A2). Bases 244 to 3009 code for a protein of 921 amino acids. NCBI's taxonomy places the organism in Eukaryota, Metazoa, Chordata, Mammalia, Carnivora, Felidae. Gene Ontology annotation, biological process: cell communication; calcium ion import across plasma membrane; sodium ion transmembrane transport. The transcript has 10 exons. The record is from RefSeq and is a predicted model, not a curated record. Gene Ontology annotation, cellular component: sarcolemma; axon; postsynapse. Gene Ontology annotation, molecular function: calcium:sodium antiporter activity.